GAGCGAGAGACGGGGAAGAGAUAAAAGAAGAGAGAAAGGGGGAGAAAGCACAGUUUUAAGACAGCCUUGUUAUGACGACUGUCCCUUUUCCGUAACGCUACAAGUGCAGCACUUCGAACACGUCUGCACUUGUACACUAACACGUGCUAGCACGCACAACACCACUAUGCGUCAACUUAAAACCGGACAGGAGCAAGGACCAGACCUCAACGAGCGCUCGUGGAGCACGCAGUAGUUUUGAGAACAGUUGGACAGCUUCGGUUGAUAUUAAUUUAUGUUGUAACCACAAUAGCAACACUUCAAAAGGAGAAUAAACUUGGCAUAUAUUUAUGGAUGAGAGAAUUGAGAAAGUGAGCCAUAAAACCAUCAGGAAACGCCGCAGCGCAGAUCUCUGAGCGCGUGAACAGGCAAGGAUCGCAAAGUGGUUCCUGGCGGGAUUUUCUUGCCUAAAAGAAGAAGAAUAGCACAAGACCACAACUGACACCGUUCUCUCAAAGUAAAUGAUGUCUGGGAAAAAUAUUGGUGUCGCCACGUGGGUUCUUUGUUUUUAUAAAUGUUGAUUCGUCGAAGGCGGAGAUUGUAAAACAAUAUGGAACGAAAAAGGACUUAUGGCAUGGAACCACACUAUCAGCAUACAAGUCUCUGAACCGUAGGAUUCUGGUAAUGUUCUUUCGAGCUUGUUCUUAAAGGUUGAUGAGGACAGUUUUGCAAGAUGAUCACGGCGUUGAGGAUGGUGAGAGUGCAUUCAAAUCAGCGAAGUGCACGGUGGAUGGCAGCAGAACAUUUUUCCAUCUAGCUGCUUUCUUGCUGGAAAAGGGAAACUAUGGGGUGAUUCUCGCAUUGGACAGCAGACAGUAAAUCAUGGAUGUGAACUUCUCCACUAUUCUGGAUAGCAACGUGUCGGAGAGAGACUCGUCUAAGCGCGUUCUCACAGGCUGCUUCCUCUCUCUCCUCAUCCUCACCACUCUGCUGGGGAAUACACUGGUGUGUGCGGCAGUCACCAAGUUCCGCCACCUGCGCACCAAGGUAACCAACUUUUUUGUCAUCUCGCUGGCUAUCUCUGAUCUGCUGGUGGCUAUCCUGGUAAUGCCAUGGAAGGCAGCAACAGAAAUUGUUGGCUUUUGGCCCUUUGGCGCCUUCUGUGAUGUCUGGGUGGCAUUUGACAUCAUGUGCUCCACCGCCUCCAUCCUUAACCUUUGUGUUAUCAGCGUGGAUCGCUACUGGGCAAUAUCCAGCCCGUUCCGCUACGAGAGGAAGAUGACUCCCAAGGUGGCUUUCGUGAUGAUCAGUGUGGCGUGGACGCUUUCCGUGCUCAUCUCCUUCAUACCUGUGCAGCUGAACUGGCACAAAGCACAGACCACCAGCUACAGCGAGCUCAAUGCCACUUACGGAGAAAUCCCACCCGACAACUGCGACUCCAGCCUCAACCGGACCUACGCCAUCUCCUCCUCACUCAUCAGCUUCUACAUCCCUGUGGCCAUCAUGAUUGUCGUCUACACCCGCAUCUACCGCAUUGCCCAGGUGCAGAUCCGCCGCAUUUCCGCCCUGGAACGAGCAGCGGAGAGCGCCAAGAACCGCCACAGUGGCACGGGCAACAGCUCCGCCGUGGAGUCGGAGAGCUCCUUCAAGAUGUCCUUCAAGCGCGAGACCAAAGUCCUGAAGACCCUGUCAGUAAUCAUAGGGGUGUUCGUGUGCUGCUGGCUGCCUUUCUUCAUCGUCAACUGCAUGGUGCCCUUCUGUGAGCCCAACAACAGCGGCGACUUCUUCUGCAUCAGCUCCACCACCUUUGACGUGUUUGUGUGGUUCGGGUGGGCCAACUCCUCACUCAACCCCAUCAUCUACGCCUUCAACGCCGACUUCCGCAAGGCGUUCUCCAUCCUGCUGGGCUGCCACCGCCUCUGUCCCAGCAGCAGCAAUGCCAUUGAGAUCGUCAGCAUCAACAACAAUGGGGGGCCGCCACCACCGGCGGCGGCCAUCUGCAACCAGUAUCAGCCCAAGGAGCUCAUUCCGAAGGAGGCUAACAGCAACAGCAGCAGUUACGUCAUCCCCCACAGCAUCCUGUGCCCGGAGGACGAGGCGCAGCACAAGGAGGAGGACAAUGGGAUUAAGGAGUUUGAGAAACUUUCGCCCUCCAUGUCUGCCAAUUUGGAGAGCGACACAGAUGUCUCGCUGGAGAAGAUCAAUCCCAUCACACAGAAUGGCGCGCACAAAUCCCUUGCCUGUUGAGCCUGUUAUGUCGCUGAUGUGGUAUUUACUGAGUGAAAAAAAGACUAGAGAUAAAAAAAAGACUUGAGUUUCUCCAAAUGAGAGAAACGUGGCUGAGGGUUGUAGAGGGACCAGAAUCACCAGUUUGGGGAAUCUAAACUGAGCUUCACUGAAGACCUUAAAAACUGUUACUCUGAAAUGUGGGAAUCAAAAGAAUGUGCAAUUUGAUGGCACUUUAAACUGGAUAACUAUCUGCAAAACCCUCUCAGCAUUUAUUAAUGACAGACAGGUUUGUUAAUAAAUGCCUCAACUUGAAUUAAACGGCCGAAAUAAAAAAAAACGUGUUUUUCACGUGCGUGUGUACACAUGUUUCUUAAAGCUUUUGAAAAUGUGUAUACACGCACUUGGUUUUACAAAGUGAGAUUAAUAAUGUUCCAGAAGCCAAUGAGACAUGAUGAGAUGAGAUUAGUAUAUUAGUCAAUUACCUUGUAGGUGAGUGCUUUACUUCCACUUGUACAGGUCAAAUGCAAUUAUGAGUCUUUGGUUCAACUUGAUGUCAACGAUGUCGUGUACAUAGUGUCCAGCGUUUAUCAAAGUUGGUUAAACUAACUUCUCAAUACACUGCUAUUCGUGCUAACUAAGAGGAAUUAAAUAGAGGUGUGGUCGUAUGACAGUUUUAAUGUGAAUCCAUGGCCAUUUACUCUCUUCUAGGUGUUGUUGUUGCUGGCGAUCAGGGGGGAGUGUCAGCCAUGGGGACUUUUGUGACUUUUCCAUUUUCAGAUUUGCACUUGAUGAUACCAAGAGAAUUUAUUAUUUUCACAUGACUUUACUUCUGGGAGGACACGAGAGCAGACAGACAGAGAGGCAGAUGAAUGUGGGAACAAGGAGUACAGUGCAUGUUCAUGGAGGUUAUACUCACAUUGUCAGACUGAAUGUGAAGUCAUGUUUGUUUUGUCAUGGCCCCUCAUAGAAAAAAAUAACAGGCUCACUAACAAUGUAGGGAAGGGCUUUUUAACAGGCUAUUUUGAGAAUUUCAGUGGGUUAGAUGAUUAUUAUCAAAUGGAACUCCCCAAGCAACAGCCAGGAUUUUCAAACAGGCCAUUUUGCCUCAACAUUCCAUUGGAACUCGAUAUUAUCUCGCAGCCAAAUUCCUUUAUGAAGUUAUUGCUAGAACAGCAACUACCCUCCACCCCCACCCUUCCUCUGGUAGGAUCCAGUAGGAUCAGAGGACAGUGACAGUUUCCAGUGUGGGCUGAAUUAGCCACCCCCCAAGGGCCUCCGGGGACAGUAACCUAGCUCUCACCCUCUUUGAAGGACGACGGCUUGUUUUCACUGGUACCCUGUGCCAGUGUUGUGCAGUAAAAGGUCUCAGCGAAAUUGCGAAAUGUCAUCAAUGCAUAAUUUAAACGCAAUUACUUGUGCAAUUAUAAAAAAGAUACAAAAUAAAUGUCUGUUAGCCAGGAAAGAGCGAUGACACGUUGUGACCUCCCAUGAAUAGCUUAGACUUUGAUAUUGAGGCAGCAAUGGUUUGGUUGUGUGGCUGGUAAAAUAAAUGGAUCAGGGAAGGAUAGUUCAGUUUCACUGUUUUUCUUCUUACCUCAUGAUAAUCCUUUGGUUUUGGUCAAUGCUUGCAUUUGUGACCUUGAUAGGUAAUUUAAUUUUAAGUCAGUGGCCCAUUCAAAAUCUGAAUUGAAAAACAAGCAAAUGAUUUGAUUGUGUGUUUUUUUAUUGAAGCACUUUGUAAAUUUUCACAUCAUUCUGGCCUAACAGGGUUCUCAGUAGGUGAUUUCAUUUCUUAAAAUGUCUCCUAUUCAGAUGGUGUUGUAAUGUUCUUUUUGGCCUGUGUGUAUGUUGACAUCUUUGCAAUAGUCUUUUACAUAUAAGCAACUGCUCUAAAAUGUCAGGCCUGUAUUUGGUUGGAGAAAAGCUCUCUGGACUAGAACUACAGCAUUGUUUUUCAUGGUCACUGGUUGAAAUAGUUUAGCUCUACGGCUUCGGAAGCACAGUCCCUUGAGCACGUUUAGAAAUGCACAUUCAAGCGAGAUAUUCAGCCUUCUCAGAGUCAAGAUCGGGGCUGAUUUUGGCACCUUGAAUUUUUGGCACCUUGUUGAUGGCAAGGGCACGCACUCUCCAGCUACAUCGGCACAGACGUUCAGCAUGUUUAAUGUGUGCAUCUACGGGCUGGGGAGUCAUUGUGCUGUGCUGUAAGUCAAUGUGACAAUCCCUUAGCUGUGAGCUUGAAACAAAAGUCUACAGCUCCAAAUGCUGACCCUAUUCCCUCUGUUACAAUGAAGGCUGGAGUAUAGUACAAUGAAACUGAUGAUCUCAUGCUGAAUCAAUACAAGCAGUGAGAAAGAGAUGCAAUGAAAAGAACUUCUGUCCCACAAUCAGUAUUGGAAACCCAUUGAGCUUGGUCUCUAAAUCUAGGGAGGCAGCGUGCAGUACACAAGAGGCUCAUUCACAUCAACUCUCUCUCACACACACCUAAUCUGUUUCUUCAUCUCUCUCUCUCUCCUGUUUUCUCCCUCUGUGUGUCUUGCAGCAGUUCAUGUUGUAUCUUAACUGCCAGUUUUUUUAUGUUUAUUGAAAUUCUGCAAUGAGCCAAAUUCAUCUAAAUGAGUGCAUUUAUUGUCCACAAUUGAGCAUUAUCUCCUUUAGAAGAAAAUCCCACAGGCCUGUUGGGAGAUAUCAUGCUUAUUUACCUUUUAUGGUUGUCUGAAUAAUGCUGGUCAGGGUUGUUAUGACCCAGAGGGUUGGUUACCAGAGCUUCCAGAUCGUUCUUUGCAAUUAGGCAAAUAGUGUAACAUCUAAGGGAGCAUGCCCAGGUGAAGACUUUAUCGCUGAACCACCUCUGUCUCUGCCUUGGCUGAGGGAUCAUCUCCUUAAUCUCAUAAUUAAAAUGAAAAGAGUUAAUAACGUGCUGUGGUUUAAUGGCCGUAGAUGUAGUUCAGUGUUUUGUCAUUACUAAUAGAGAGAUCUCUGUGACUAGUCUGAUGUGUAAAUUUAGCUGCCAACCAAACCCAUCCACAUUCAUACCAAAUUUAAAAGGAAAGGAAACUUCUUUCAAUUUUUUAGCAAAAGUUACCUCGGGUAAAUGAAUGAGUCAAGGUAAAAAGCUAAUUUCUGUUACAGAGCAUUUGUCAGCCAUCUUGUCAGUAUCUCUCCUUGAGAAUAAGCUGGGUGGACAUCAAAUUGAGCCACUGGACAAUUUGUUUUUGUUAUGUCAAUAAGUUAUAAAGAAAACUAAGAAAAUUAUGUGAAGAAUUUGUUUUGAAAGAAUCAUCCCCUACCUCGGUAUUGAACAACAAAGUGUAACAUAAGUGAAACAAACUAACAAAAACAAAGAAAAUGUAUUGUAUGAUGUUCAAAUGUAGAUGUGAACACAAGUGCUUUUUAUCUUGGAAAAAAAUCCUUAAUUGUGAGUAGAUAACUAUGUGCUGUUUGUCAAUGUGGGCUUGUGGAACACAAAGAGGUGCCAGUUUAAAGAUUUAAAAUGUUCAUGUGCUGCUGUUGUACAGAAACUGUCAAGGGUAAACCCUCAACUUUAUUACAGUACCUAGUUUACAGUUUGUAUAAAAUAUGUGCUUUGUAUUUGCUAAAUAAAAGUGUAUGUACAUUUUUUA
Messenger RNA from Clupea harengus (Atlantic herring), 5828 nucleotides. RefSeq names its product dopamine receptor D1b (gene drd1b). Gene Ontology annotation, cellular component: plasma membrane. Gene Ontology annotation, molecular function: G protein-coupled receptor activity; dopamine neurotransmitter receptor activity, coupled via Gs. Gene Ontology annotation, biological process: vasodilation; G protein-coupled dopamine receptor signaling pathway; adenylate cyclase-activating adrenergic receptor signaling pathway. NCBI's taxonomy places the organism in Eukaryota, Metazoa, Chordata, Actinopteri, Clupeiformes, Clupeidae. The record is from RefSeq and is a predicted model, not a curated record.